AUGCGCAUCGGCUGUGCUUGGCUAGUGCCUUCCCUACUGUUCUUCCUGGAGCAGGCACUGGCGGCCAAUAUAUUGGCAAUUUUUCCUUACCGGUUUCCCUCGCCUUUCCAGCUUAUCAAUCCCUUGGUGCGGGCCCUCAGCCAGCGGGGCCACAAGGUGACGAUGGUGACGCCAGUGAAUUUCCCGCCCGACAUCGAGGGAGUCCGUCACAUUCGCGUGCCGUUGCUGGAUCUACAAACGACUGAAGUGAUCGAGUCAGAUCAGAUGAAGGAAUAUUUUUCAAGCAAAUGGUCAGAGAGCUUUCUGACUUCUAGGGCUCUGUACAACAUCUCUUAUGCGAUUUUGAGUGACAACGGAGUCCAACAGUUGCUGCGGAACAGAAGCGAACAGUUCGACAUAAUCACCUUGGAAACGGUGCACAUGGAUGCCCUCUUCGGCCUGGCUGGAUUUUACAAUGCACCCAUAAUGGGCAUGUCGACCCUAAGCAUCAAUUGGGCCGUGGACUACCUGGCGGGCAAUCCCUCACCCAGUGUCUAUGAGCCCAUCUCACCUGCAGGAUAUUCCUGGGAGCGCUCCCCUCUAAGCAGGUGGUACAACUGGUUCUAUAUAACCGAGGAACAGCUCAUAGAGCAGCUUAUCUACCGGCCGGGUCAGCUGCAGCUAUUGAAGCAGUUCUUUGGCUAUCCACCCGAAAAGCUCAACGAACUGCGGGCCCGGUUCUCAGUGAUCCUGAUGAACAAUCACUUCAGCAUGGGCCGAGUUAGAGCCAAUGUACCCAACAUCAUCGAGGUGGCCGGACUUCAUCUCAGCGAGCCCCCGGAGCCUUGCGAUGAGCAGCUGCAACGCUUCCUCGACGAUGCCGAGCACGGCGUCAUCUACUUCUCGAUGGGCAAUGAGAUCAUGGUGAGGUUCCUGCCCGAGAGCAUGCAGCACACGCUGCUGCAGACUUUCUCCCAGCUCAAGCAGCGCAUUGUCUGGAAGCGAGAGGUGGAGGCGUCGGACAAUAGGUCGGAUAACAUCUACAUUAUUAAUCAGUCGCCGCAGCGUCAGGUGCUGGCCCAUCCAAAUGUCAAGCUCUUCAUCACCAACGGUGGACUCCUCAGCACCAUAGAAGCGGUUCACAGCGGAGUUCCCAUGCUGGGACUGCCCGUCUUCUUCGACCAGUUCGGCAACAUGAAGCGCAUGCACUUUGUCGGCGUGGCCGAGACCCUCGAUAUCAACACUCUAACGGUGGAGGCAUUGUCUACCACCAUCCGCGCCUUGCUCGAGGAACCACGAUAUGCCCGCAAGGCUAAGGAGCUAUCGCAGUGUUUUAAGGAUCGGCCCAUGAAUCCCCUGGAGACUGCCGUCUGGUGGACGGAGUAUGCCCUACGGCACAAGGAUGUCUCACACAUGCGCAUGAACAUUGAGGAGGUUCCUUUCAUGCGGUACUACAGCCUUGACAACCUGUUAAUGUUGAGCCUCCGCUUUGGCCUCAUAGCUGUCUUUGUGAUCUUCUUAGGUGUUAGGCUGGUCAAGAUAAAUCAAGCCAGGCAGCGACUAGUACAUUUGUGAGAGUAUAUCUAUAGCAGUAUCAGUAUAAUAUCAUUAAUUAGUAAAUAAGA
This is a messenger RNA of Drosophila persimilis, 1604 nucleotides long. RefSeq names its product 2-hydroxyacylsphingosine 1-beta-galactosyltransferase. Gene Ontology annotation, molecular function: UDP-glycosyltransferase activity. The transcript is spliced from 2 exons. The record is from RefSeq and is a predicted model, not a curated record. Bases 1 to 1554 code for a protein of 517 amino acids. Lineage: Eukaryota; Metazoa; Arthropoda; Insecta; Diptera; Drosophilidae.